AGGAGAUUCAGAUGAAAAUAGGUUUUAUGCAAUGAAGGAGUGUAAUCCAUGUGUAAAACAUAAAAAGAGAGAAUGUAAAUGUCAUCAUGGUGAUGAUAUAUGUGAGAUUUGUAAUGAUAAAUGUCCAGAGAAAACAAAAGCCAGGAUUGAAGGAUCAAAAGAUAAAAUUGGACCUUUUGAUUUUGGAGAUUAUCGUUAUUUAGCAGAAUUAGAAAGAAAGAAAAAUAAAGAAUUUGAUGCUAUUAUAGAAGGAAAUGAAAUGUUAAUUAAUGGUGCUACACUAUUAGAAGUUUUUAGAUACAAUAGAGAUAAAGUUACAUAUUCUAGUAAUUAUUCUAAUAUGAGUAGUAUUCAUCGGGAUAUAAAACGAGAAAAAAGAAUGAAAAGAGGUUAUAGAAUUUGGCGUCCACCAGUUUUUUAUUUUUAUGGGGAAUCAGGAAGUGGUAAGACAAGUUUAAUAGAAGAAUUAUUUGGAGAUGAAUUAUUUUCAAAGGAUGAAAAAAUAAGGGGAGGUGCAAGUUGGUGGAACGGUUACGAAGGACAUCAAAUUGUAUUAAUUGAUGAAUUUUAUACAAAGUUUGAUUGGAAUAGUAUGAUUAAUUUGUUGAAUGAUUCUAAAUGUAAUCUUCAUAUGAAAUAUGGUUUACCUGAACCAUUUGUUCCAUUUAUUAUUUUUUUAACGAGUCCAAAACCACCUGAAGAAGCAUAUAAUUUUGGUCAAAAUGGUCAUAAGGAAGAUUCAAAUAAACGUAAUUUUAGGCAAUUUGUGAGGAGAUUAAAUUUUGUUGUGGAAUUUUCCGGAUUUUGGGAUGAUGACAUAGAAAAAAGAACUACUAGUAUUUCUUUUAGAGAAUCACCAUUAGAACGUGUUUAUUGGGGUAAUGAAGAAGAAUUUAGGUCAAUGAACUGGGAUAUUAAAUUUAAAAGGGGUAAAUGUACGAUUGAACAAACUGUUAAAAAGGCAGAGAUGUUUACUGAGGGAAUUGAAGGUGAAUAUUUUGAUGUUGAUGGAAAAGUUUAUUGGCGACGAAAAUUUCCAGAUUAUUUGAAAAGAUAUUUACGAGAUUAUCCAAAAUGUAAAGAAAUGAGUGAAUAUGUAGAAGAAUCAAAUAAAGAACAAAAUAAAAAUAAUUUAAAUAUAAAUAGUAAACGAAUAUCUGAAGAAUUAGUAAGUAGUGAUAGUAAUAAGAAAAGGAGAUAUGAUAAUGAAAAUGAAGAAAUGGAAAUAGAUGAUAAUAGUGAUAAUAAUGUAACAAAUAGUGAUGUAGAAUAUUAA
This is a messenger RNA of Scutellospora calospora, 1276 nucleotides long. Lineage: Eukaryota; Fungi; Glomeromycota; Glomeromycetes; Diversisporales; Gigasporaceae. The record is from the annotation of a GenBank genome assembly.